Molecule: messenger RNA, 4036 nt
Organism: Stegodyphus dumicola
Lineage: Eukaryota; Metazoa; Arthropoda; Arachnida; Araneae; Eresidae
Product: Ig-like and fibronectin type-III domain-containing protein 1
Molecular function (GO): protein binding
Source: RefSeq, a predicted model, not a curated record
GAACUCUAAGUCCGCCACAUUCUCUAGAAGUGAUUCAUCAAACAAUGGACUACGUAUCUUUGAAAUGGCAAGCACCUUUUCAUGUGCCAGCCAGUUCUUCUCUCAGCUAUAUCGUUCUCUACCAACCAGCCAAUGCUAGCCGAGAAAUAGAAGAUUCUCCUUUCCGCCAGGCUACUGUUAAUAACUACAUCACACUAGAUAAUCUCACUGUAAAUACCCAAUAUGCCAUCGCAGUCAGAGCCAGAUCUAGACAUGAAGAAAGUCCUUUGUCUGAAAUUAUCUUGGCUUGGACAGAUCCUGCUAUUCCAGCCUUUCUCAAUCCUCCGGUAGUUGUACCUCCAGAGACAAUAGUCGAAGGCGCUAAUGUGACUCUUUUGUGCGUAGCAACGGGUAUGCCCGUUCCUACAGUAUCAUUAUUCCUAAACGGAGAGCUUAUGGUUCAACAGCAGCAGAGUCAUGUAGCUCUUGUUGUUCCCAAUAUUCAACAUAAUAUAACAAAAGUAGAAUGUUUUGCAGAUAAUGGACUUGGCCAAGGUGCUCAAAGCUCGACGUCACUGGAAGUGCAUUUCAAGCCUCAUGCUGAAGCAUUAGAUAAGCGAAUUCCUGCAGAAGAAGGAAGCUCAGCAACAGUUAGAUGUCUAGUUUCAGGGCAUCCUGAGCCGCGAGUUCUCUGGUACAAAGACAGCAAAUCGAGAGAUCCUUUAACUAAAGGUCCUGAAUAUGAUUUGGCCAUGAAACCUUAUAAUCAAAAAUUAUAUACAUAUCUUGCAACACUCACGAUACCUCAAGUGACAACUGUUCACGAAGGACAAUAUUUCUGUUACGCUGAAAACCAAUAUGGAUAUGACCGAGUAUUUGUAAACUUGGAUGUUUUACCAAAACUUUACAGUAAUGCCUCUGCCUGCUGUCAAGAAAAAGGUGUCAGUGAUGAAUGUCAAGAAGCCUGUAACAUCGACAUCGAUAUUCAGACAGCUCUCAAUAAACCUAAUUGCUUCAAAGAUCUUGAUAAACUCAUGUAUUGCGCUGCAGAUGGCAGUGAUCAUCGAAAAUGCUGCAGAGAUAAUGGAAUUCAAAGAAGCUGUCUAAGAUGGUGCCAGGGUCGGCCUAUCAUCAAUACUCAUUUAUGUAUAUUACAUGCGUCUAAAAUCGUCAGCUGUUUUGAAGAAGGAAAAGCAAUACUGCCUGGACCUCCGCAGAACAUACAGUACCAUAAGAUUGGACACAAUAUCCUAGAAAUUACAUGGGAUACACCACAGAAGAAUCCAAAAGUCGUACAAUGGUAUAAGGUUUUCUGGAGACCUGUCGGAUCGAAAUUAAUGUUCAGGAAUCACACUAAACAACGAUCCAUCUCUUUGCACGAUUUGGAACCUGGUACCACAUAUGAAGUAGUAGUGAAGGCAGGAAAUCAUUAUGGCAUCAGCUUGCAUUCCGAACCUCUCACUUUUACGAUCACAGAUGCUGAAGGCAAUGUGAUACCAGAGUCAGCAAGUUAUUCUACUAAUCCUGUAGCAAAAACUGCUGCAGCUGUUAUUGGUUCAGCACUAUUCCUGGUUCUUGUUGGAGGAUUAGGUAUAUUCUUUUAUCAAAGACAGCGUCUUAUGAAACCUCCUCCUGGUAUUUCUCCAGGUGUUUCUUUUGAAAAUCCUACUUACAUGAAGGACAGUGUUCCACAGCAAAACAACAGCACUUCAGGAAGACCAACAGAACAAGUAAAUGGUGACACCAAAAGAGAAACUGAAACAUGAUGCCAAUGGCUAUUGAAUUCUUGUAAAACUCAUAAACAUCUAAGAUUUUCAGCUCAUGAUAUAUGUCACUUUAGACAUGAAUAAUGAAGACCCAGAAUCCUGGUAGUUGCUAAUAUCAAGAAUUUAAAAGUGAUGAAAUUGAGGUGAUUUUCUGCCUAUUUAUCAAAAGAAAAUCAUUUUCUGAUUUCACAUACUUCAGUAUAACAUGUCUGCAUAUUUAAAGUUAUCCCUGGUGAUACAGUAGCUGAUGUCUUUGUACUGUUCUGUAAAACUGUGAAUGUAAUAUUUUUAUAUACAUAUUUUCUGUAAAAUUUGUAAUUAUGCAGCUUAACUUACACAAUUCUCUUAUAAAUAGUUUAAAUUCUACAGUAUUUUCAAUUCAUAAAUCAGUGGACAUUAUAACCAUUUAUCUAAACACUUAAUUUAAUUAUUAUUUAUUUCAUAAAAGUUCACUCAUGCAGUUUUCCAAAAUAGCUGGAAUUAAGAAAAUAAAAUACAUUUCCUAAGACUAGUUUAAUGCGAGACAUUAAUUCUUGCUUUUUUGCCAUCACUCGUAUUUUCAUCUUACUAAUAUCAAAGAUGUAAAUAUUUUUUAAAUGAAGAUGAUUUGUGGACUUGCAAUAUAUGUUUUAGUAUAAUGUGUAUACAUAUCCCAUAGUUCUUUGACAGAUAUCAAAUGUGCUAAAAUUCUGAAACAAGGCAUGCAUUUUUACCCUGUAAAUAUAAUAUACUAUUAAGACAAUUAAUAUAUGAUUAAUAUGCAACUUAUUAUUGCUUCAUUCAGUCAAAUAUUUCCAUACAUCAAGAAAAUCUCAAAAUAAAAUAUCUACUUAUCUUAAAACAUGAAAUCUACCUUUUUGAAAACAUGAACCCUUAAACUAACAUUUAUUUUUGACAAAAAAUAAAUAAAUAAUAAAAAAUCUAAGACAUUUAAGCAUUUUAAAAAUUUGAAGAAUAUGAUAGAUAGUAAAUUUAUCCUUCCAUUUCACUUAGAAUAAGAAUUUUCCUCAUAUUCUAAUAGUUAUGAGAUAAAUACAGUAAUAAAUUUUUAAUUUGGUAUUUGUGUAAAACUCCAUACAGUGAGCCUAAGCUUUUUACAAUAUUAUUCCUAAAUAAGAAAAUUUUCAAUACUGAAAUUUACUUAAAAUAUGAAUUGGGGAAACACUGACAUCAAAUUUUUGGAAAUUCAUAAAAAUCCCGCAGAUGUGUACAUUAUAUAUGUAUAUAUAUAGAGAGAAAGCAGUUUUAAAGCUGGGUAUUAGGCAGAUAAACUUUAAACAAGAGAAAUAAAGUGAAAAGAGAACAAUUUUGAUUUCAUAUUUUAUUCAUUAAAGAAAAUAAUUUCUAUUUAUUUGAUUAAUACUUUCUGUACAAACAAACUGCAGAUUUUGUCAUAUGUAAAUUAACAGUUUUAUUAUCCACAAACCAGGAAAUUACAAUGAAUGCAGUACAUAAAAAAGAAUUUAGGGAUGCACUAAAAAUUCUAAAAGGCAUUCUGAAUAAUUUGUUUAGCACAUCUAAGCAAAUAUACUAAUUAACUAAGUUAAAUAUAUCAUAUGCAAUUUAAAUGUCAUCAGUUUAUCAUUUAAAUUAAGGACAAUAACUGCUACAGAAAACUUCCCAGUAUAGGUAAUUCCUAAUAAAAUGGAACUAAAGAGCUACACAAAAUUAAAUGAACAUACAAUGAAUGAAUAUACAAUUCAUAAAUAAUUUUCUAAAUAAAUUACAAAAUGUUAUUUUCCACUUAUGUUAUGCUUUACUUAAAGCCCACACUUUAAAAUUAAAUUUAGUUCUUCUCAGUAACUUAACUGAAAUUAUGGAGCCAAACAUCCCAAUAUUAAAAUUAUGUCAUAACACAUUACAAAUAAAAUCCUACUCGACCAAAAAAAAUUAGACAUUAACUUCUAAAGAGUUUUUAAAAAAUUAAUAUUUCAAUUAAAUACUUACAAGCAUUCAAAAGAAGACUAAAGGACUAUUUAACACCAUCCCUUCCCCGUCCAAAAAACUGGUGACAAAACAUGCUUAAAUAUAACAAAGUUGCCUUUUCUCCAACACAGAUGCUUCUAGUCACUCAAAAACACAUAAUAAUAAUUCAGAUAAAAUGUAGUGGAAUUUUUAUUAUAAUCAAAAAUUGUUUACAUAUUUUUAUCAUAUACUGUACUCAUACAUUUAUCUAAGAAUACUACUGACUGGUUAAACAUUUAAGUAAGGCUCUGUGUAAUAUAUCUCUAUAUAUCAAAGUCGAAGUGUAAAUGCAUCCAAUUGUAAAUAAAAAUUAUAUUUCAGAAUAA